GUUUCAGAUUGUUGUGAAAACCCACACAAGAUAAGCGGAAAAGUUGCCAGCACAAGCAAAAAAUCCGACAAAAAUAAUAAAAUUCCAAGUCAACAAAACUCAGAAUAUCACGUAUCUGUCAGAUACGAAAUACAGUCGUGUCGUGUUGGUAGCUCCGGAAAAAUUCUUUAGUUUAGCGGAACACGUAGGCCAGAGAAGCCAUGGAGAAAAACAGCAGUUGGAACUGGAGCAACAAGGGAAUACUGGUCAAGUGCGGAGGGUUCUCAUCGCAGCUGGCUAGGAAUGUCGCCGAGAAAGUGGAUGGAGAUCCAUUGUGGGGAUCCCGAUUCGAUGCCACAAACCCGGAGGCUGUGAUUAAAACGCAUCUCGACUUUCUGAGCAGUGGAGCGGAUAUCAUUCUAACCAACACGUAUCAGUCCAGCGUGGAGGGCUUUGUCAAGUACCUGGGCGUGUCCGCAGGUCGGGCGGUAGAACUGAUCCAAAAGAGUGUGGAACUCGCGAAGGAGGCCAAAAAGCAGUACCAUACAGAGACCGGUUUAGGAUUGGAAUCGGCUCUGCCGCUGAUCUUGGGCUCUAUAGGUCCCUAUGGGGCAUAUCUCCACGAUGGAUCAGAGUAUUCCGGCAACUACGCGGACAAGAUAAGCAAGGAUGAGCUGAAGGAGUGGCACAGGACCAGAAUCGAGAUAUGUCUGGCCGCUGGGGUCGAUGGAUUGGCCCUGGAAACCCUUCCCUGUCAGUUGGAAGCGGAGGCUGUUGCCGAAUUUGUACUCGAGAACUGCCCGGAUGCGAAAUUCUGGGUCUCUUUUCAGUGCAAGGACGAAAAGAGUCUGGCGAGUGGUGAAUCCUUUGCGGAGGCAGCUCUCUCCAUAUGGCGACUGGUGAAAAACCACAAGGCUGAGGACCGGCUCCUUGGAAUCGGUGUCAACUGUGUGAACCCACUUUUUGUGACACCCUUGCUAACAUCCCUCACGAAAGCUGCUGGACCAGAUCGAGUCCCACUGGUGGUCUACAGCAACCGCGGCGAGAUUUACGAUGCGGAGCAGGGCGAAUGGACUGGAACCGGCGAGGAAGUGGUCAAAUUUGUACCCGAGUGGCUGCAGCUGGGCGCUCGCAUCGUAGGCGGCUGUUGCCGAGUCUAUCCGACGGAUGUUUUGGCGAUCCGCAAGUACGUCGAUAGCCUCAACAUAAAGUCGUAAUCGGUCGAGCACUCUGCGAACUGAUAGCCGACUUGUCGUGGACGCGAAAGCCGUUUCGUGUGACUAGACCUAGACCUAUUUAGUUUGCUAAACACACAUGCACAUUUUGUACCCAGAUCAGAUGGGCUGCCUAAUCAGCAGAGAGUGGAACGAAGCGUGGACGGCCGGGCCGGGAGACAAAAACAGAUUAAACGGGCGGACCAAAGGUAAACAAGUGGGCUGGGGACAGGGGCUGGCGGUCACCCAGCGACUGUUUUGCACACCUAGCUCAAUUUAAGUCGGCAUCCAAAUCGGAAAAAUCUGAUUCAACUUUUAUACAAGCAUUUGUCCUUUUAAAUAAAGUGUAUUCCGUUUUUACUCUUCA
Molecule: messenger RNA, 1560 nt
Organism: Drosophila biarmipes
Lineage: Eukaryota; Metazoa; Arthropoda; Insecta; Diptera; Drosophilidae
Exons: 2
Coding region: 201-1196 (331 amino acids)
Biological process (GO): S-methylmethionine cycle
Molecular function (GO): S-adenosylmethionine-homocysteine S-methyltransferase activity
Source: RefSeq, a predicted model, not a curated record